This is a messenger RNA of Kickxella alabastrina, 1041 nucleotides long. RefSeq names its product Alpha/Beta hydrolase protein. The transcript is spliced from 5 exons. Bases 1 to 1041 code for a protein of 346 amino acids. Gene Ontology annotation, molecular function: hydrolase activity. The record is from RefSeq and is a predicted model, not a curated record. Lineage: Eukaryota; Fungi; Kickxellomycota; Kickxellomycetes; Kickxellales; Kickxellaceae.
AUGAAGAUUCUGAAAAGGGCCAAGUUUGUGGCCAGCAUUGCCAGGAGCGCGGCAAAGUCAACAAUAAGCUACUGUGUUAAGGGCCCGAGAUGCGAGCGGUGGCCGCUAAAGCUCCAGGUUCUUCGCGACGUCAUUUAUAGCAUAAGCAAAAUAGGAAACGGCGCGUCAAUGACAGACGACGAUAUAGACUUGAUCGACUUUGAAGAAUUGGCUGCCUCGUACAAAAAGCACGACCUUCCAGACUCUGAAAUACCAUUUCAUCUGGGCACUGCCAUUGAUCCGGAGCUGUUUGUCGGCACAGGUCCAGCUGAAAAGGGGCUGAUCGCGCUCAUCAAGACGUGUAAUCCCUACGAGCUCACAGCACCCACACCGCUGCCAGGCUCCGCCGAACUUGCUGCAAAAUGCGAGCCGUUGACGCCCAACGAGCGCAUUAUUCUGUAUUUGCACGCCGCACAAGCUGGGCUCCGGUGCUUCACAAUCGACUAUAGAUUGGCCCCGCUUCAUCCGUAUCCCGCUCAGCUGCACGACGCCUACAUAUCUUUCCAUUUCUUGUUGCAGCAGGGGUUCAGGGCGGAGAACAUUGUUUUGGCGGGCGACAGUGCCGGUGGGAAUUUGGUGCUGGCGCUGACACUUUUGCUCAAGCACACAGGGAUUCCCCACGUGCGCGGCCUGGUGCUCUUGUCGCCGUGGACCGAUAUCAUAUCUCAGCGUCCAAGCAUUGAGCGUAACAAGCGCUUCGACUAUUUGGUCAACAUGCCGAUGACGUCGCCCAUGUCUCGGGCUCGCCUGUUCUAUGCUCCCGGUCGUCGAAUGUCACCAGAGCUCAUGGCCGAAAUGGCGCAUCCAUUGGUGUCGCCAGUCAAUGCUGAUUUCUCAGACUUUCCGCCGACACUGAUACAGGCUGGAGACAAGGAGCUCCUUCUCGACGAAAUCAGCGAGCUCUUCCACAACAUCCUGGCUGCUAACCCGGACCGCCAGGACAUAUACACGUAUGAAUGCUAUGCUGACAUGAUCCACGUGUUCCACCAAAGCUAUCACUAG